AUGUUUUCGAUCGAGAAACCAUUGAAUCCAACAAGAACUCUCAUCAUUGCUGGAUUUUGCGAUUCCCAAGAGCUUGAAGAAUACAAAAAUAGUGUUUACAAUUCAGAGAAGAUGGUCGAAUAUUACACCAUCCCACAUCACAACGUUCUUUUUCUGGUCUUCUAUGAUCUGAGAGAAUCUGUGAAAUUUUACAGCAACUUCAAGCAUGAAGAGCUGGGCAUCAGCUACUCAAUUUCAAAGCAUGAAUUGCCAAAGAGAAACGAAGAGUGCACAGAAAAACAUCUUCAGGGCUCUGUCAUAUUCUUUUUUAAAAACAUUGAUGUUAAGAUUGAGGAUAACUUUGUUAUCAACUUUCUGAAGCAAUAUGGUGAGAUCAAGGCACUGAAGUAUUCAUCCACAUACCAGAAAACAAUAGAAUUCUUUGAUAUCAGAGAUGCCAGGAAGGCGUUUAAUGCGCUUAACGGUUCACCAUUUGGCACUGGGGAGAUUAGCUGUUUCUGGGCAUGGGAUAUUCCUGUUGGAUCAAGAGUUGAAUAUAUAAGGCUAGCUGAUGAGCUCAUCAGGCAAGGAGGCAGUGAAGCAUCACCAAAGAGAGCGAGGAUUGAGAUAAAGUCCGAUGCAAAAGUUGAAGCCAGUUCUAAAAAGAAUAUGUUUGUUGCAGCUUUUGACAAGUUUAUAGUAGAGAAUAUUAUGGAAAUCGAAAAGAUGUUUAGAUAG
Vittaforma corneae ATCC 50505 is the source of this 717-nucleotide messenger RNA. RefSeq lists its product as uncharacterized. NCBI's taxonomy places the organism in Eukaryota, Fungi, Microsporidia, Nosematidae. Bases 1 to 717 code for a protein of 238 amino acids. Gene Ontology annotation, molecular function: nucleic acid binding. The transcript has a single exon. The record is from RefSeq and is a predicted model, not a curated record.